UGGUCUUAUCAUGUUGCAUAUUCGACGAUAUACAACACGACAUUCAGUCUAUAUAUCCUACGCUACCCGAUAGCCUACCGGGCAUAUGGCAUUAUUUUUGAGAGCAAUGCUUUCUAGCCGCCCAACAACAAGCGCCGACAAACAUCUAUGGCAGACUGAAACACUUAUUACCUAUCGGCGCUUACCAGACAAAGCGACAGUGUUUGCGACAAAGUGCUGUGGACAUACUAGUCUUAUCGAUUUGUUUUUCUGGUAUUCGUUGAUCUCAGUUUGCGCCAUGUCACAAAGAACCGACCAAAAGAAAGUUGCAAGCUACCCGGCAAAGCAUCGUCAGUUUUGACAAGCCCCCCCUCCUCUCCCCUCAUUCUCUCAUCCAGUCCACUUUCUUCCCUGCAUAUUUGUCUUAUGCAAGUGCUCCCUUCUCCGCGCUGUGAGCAUGGUAGCACUGUAUGGCUGCUCUACGCCUGAUCCGGCCUUUUACGG
Molecule: messenger RNA, 483 nt
Organism: Daldinia caldariorum
Lineage: Eukaryota; Fungi; Ascomycota; Sordariomycetes; Xylariales; Hypoxylaceae
Exons: 2
Coding region: 86-340 (84 amino acids)
Source: RefSeq, a predicted model, not a curated record